Cydia amplana is the source of this 982-nucleotide messenger RNA. RefSeq names its product pyridoxal kinase (gene Pdxk). Gene Ontology annotation, molecular function: pyridoxal kinase activity. The record is from RefSeq and is a predicted model, not a curated record. Gene Ontology annotation, cellular component: cytosol. NCBI's taxonomy places the organism in Eukaryota, Metazoa, Arthropoda, Insecta, Lepidoptera, Tortricidae. The transcript has 5 exons. Bases 34 to 936 code for a protein of 300 amino acids. Gene Ontology annotation, biological process: pyridoxal 5'-phosphate salvage.
AUCGCUUAACUAUUCAGCCAGAAAUUAUAAAACAUGUCUCAAGAUACGCCCAAAGUUCUCUCAAUUCAAAGCCAUGUCGUACACGGAUACGUCGGUAAUAAAAGUGCCGUUUUUCCUUUACAAGUAUUAGGAUUUGAAGUUGAUUCUAUCAACACGGUCCAAUUCUCAACACAUACUGCAUAUAAACACAUAAAAGGCAAUGUGUUGAAAAAUGAAGAAAUGGAGGAACUCAUUGAGGGUCUGACAUUAAAUGAGGUUGACUAUUACACACACCUCAUUACUGGCUACUCGAGAUCACCAGACUCUUUAAAACAAAUUGCUGGAAUCAUCAAAAAGCUGAAACAGAAAAAUCCUAACUUAAUAUAUGUUUGCGAUCCAGUCAUGGGCGACAACGGCAAAAUGUACGUUCCAGAAGACAUAUUGCCCGUAUACCGCGACAUAGUGGUGCCACUAGCAGACAUCAUCACUCCCAACCAAUUCGAAGCUGAACUAAUGACUGGCCUUCAAGUUAAGGACGUAAAGGGAGCUUGCAAAGUUAUUGAAGUGCUGCAUAGUAAAGGCGUUAAGACUGUAGUGCUGUCGAGCACGGAUUUGGGCGAUACUGACAAUAUGAUUGCAAUUGCCAGCUCAAAUGGUGAAUGUUACACCAUCCAGAUCCCGAAAGUGGACGCGACUUUCACGGGCACCGGGGACCUGUUCGCCGCGUUGUUCCUGGCGUGGUCGUAUAAAACUGGCGACAACUUGAAACUCACGCUCGAGAAGACGAUUGCUACUAUGCAGGCCAUUGUUAAAGAUACAUAUCAGAAAGCUAGAGCCAAACAACCUACUGGCAAGGUGCCCCCGGCGCUGAUAGAGCUCAGAUUGAUACAGAACAAAACCACCAUCGAAGAUCCGGCCAUACAAAUAAAUGCUAAGACCAUGAAUUGUAGUUGUUAAGAUAAUAUAAUAAUUUAUUGUUAUCUAGAUUCCGUUUAAGCUAACU